This is a messenger RNA of Phytophthora sojae, 666 nucleotides long. RefSeq lists its product as hypothetical. The transcript is spliced from 2 exons. The record is from RefSeq and is a predicted model, not a curated record. NCBI's taxonomy places the organism in Eukaryota, Oomycota, Peronosporomycetes, Peronosporales, Peronosporaceae. Bases 1 to 666 code for a protein of 221 amino acids.
AUGACAUCAACGCCUGUGCCAGCGACCGCGAGCCGUACCAGUGCAAGCGACAUCAGCGACAUCAGCACACGAGCAGAAAGAAGCCCCCCAGCUCAACAGGAUACCGCUGCAAUAAGCUGGUCAGACAGCGACGAAUGCGACGAGGACGGCGCACAGGUGCAGAUACUGCGUCGACUCACUCGGGGUACCAAAAAAGAGCGCAUCUAUUACGCAUUUGGUACGAAGCCAUCAGAACAACUACCAAGAGCUCCGUUCAACUUUAACGGACUAUCAAAUGAGUGCAUCGACAGGUUUCGAUUUGAUAAAGCGCAGCUAGCUACCCUUGUCAAGCUAUUCGACCUCGGCGCCAUUCGAACUCGAGAGCGUACGGCAGCUACUGGUGUCGAAGGUCUAUGCAUUGUGCUGUAUAAGUUGGCAGUCCCAAUACGCUGGAGCGACCUUGAGUCAUUUUUUGGUCGGAAUUCGAGUGGUUUGUCGAAUUUGUUCUUGCACGUGCUGGAGUUGCUCGACAGCAAAUUUUCGGACCUCCUCCAUUUCAAUCACGAGUACGCUGCGGAGAGCUUACAAGCGUACGCCGACGCUGUUUUUGAUGCUGGUGGGCUACUGCAAAAUGUCUGGGCGUUUGUAGAUGGAACCGUAAGAGGAGUUUGCCGUCCAAAUGUUUAA